Molecule: messenger RNA, 1224 nt
Organism: Paraglomus occultum
Lineage: Eukaryota; Fungi; Glomeromycota; Glomeromycetes; Paraglomerales; Paraglomeraceae
Source: the annotation of a GenBank genome assembly
AUGUCAACGGCAUCGACAAAAACCACAGAACAGAAGCCGGCGACCGUUAAUAAUACUCAGCCAGAGAAUGCCAAACUCGUACAAAACAACGUAGCAUCAGAAUCCGAAUCAGCCUUUUGGAAGAAUGACUGGAUACGAGCACAGAAUACAUUAUCAUCUAUUCGACGCUCACUGUCGUCGUUCCCAUCUCCUCCUCUCCGUAUACUGCGCGUUAGUCAAUUGGAUGCUGAUUUAUUGGACACAGAGUUGUUUGCAAUGCUUAAGGAACAAUUAUGGCAAGCGUUCUCACUGCUUGAUCCCUAUUAUAAGAGAUAUGAACUGGAACUAAUGGCAAUAAUACAAUUUAUUCUCUAUCGGUUUUCGAUUUACGAAACUGGAGCUAGCUUUGGAGCCCAGCUACAGAAUUUGAAAUAUCGGAACGAGAAAAUGCACAAUGGAGGACUCCAAUCGACAGCAAAUGAUGCGCCACUAUCAAAAAUGCAAAGAAUGCUGUUCGGAUUGUUUACAAUCGGUGGACAGUAUGUUUGGGCGAAAGUCAAUAGACUAGUCACGGCCUUUUCCUGGGGCGAUUUAGCUGAGAAUGAUCCACGCAAGAUCUUCUGGACAUCAUUACAAAAGUUGGAACACCUGUAUUACACAUCGGUCUUGAUUAACUUUCUGGUCUUCUUGUAUGACGGCCGUUAUCGCACUCUAGUUGAACGCAUGCUGUCAAUGCGUUUAGUUUAUGCUCGACGGGUUAUGAACAGACAAAUUAGUUUCGAAUUCCUAAAUAGACAAUUAAUAUGGCAUACUUUCACGGAAUUUCUUCUCUUCCUGGUACCGCUUAUAAACCUCCGUAAACUCAAAAACAAAAUCACUCAUACUCUAAUUCCCGAGUCAUACAUAAAAUCGCAUACGCUUGCAUUCCUUCCUUCCCAUAUUUGCGCCAUAUGUCAUGAGAAUCAGUCGAGUUAUGCUGCGUCGGCUGGUGUUUCGAUCUCGAGUAGUUCCACAAAGGUUAACAAUCCUUACGAGACAAAUUGUGGACAUGUAUAUUGUUAUUAUUGCAUAAAAAGUAAGUUAAUUCUGGACGGCGGUAUGUGGAGAUGCUUAAGGUGUGGUGAGGAAGUUAACGAAAUCCGGAGGUUUGAUAACAAAGUGGUAGAGAUGGAAGUGGAAGAAGAAGAGGAGCGUGUUGAUGAUACUAGCCAGGAGAAAGAUUACCAGAGCACGGACAAUGAAUAA